AAACUUGAAGAUGCAUUAUAUCAUGAUUUAGUUCUCUAAAAUUGACACUAUAAUACAUGCGUCAACAGGUGAUGCGUUUUGUUGUGCACACAUUGACGUGUAUUUAUCCGAAUCAGUUCUGACCAAUCAGAUAACGGAGGAGAGGCUGUGCUUACACCGGCUGGUAGCCAGACGCACCGCGUCCACAGAUCCGGCCGCUCAGCCCCGUGACGGUGACAGCACUGCUCCAUCUCGGACCUGGCCUGUCAAACUUCACAAUUUGGGCGCAAGUGAAGAUGUCAGACUACGAGCUGGUAAAGAAAAUGCUGAGGGUCAUCCUCCAAGCUAACAAGGGUGGAAUGUCGCUGUCCCGUCUUCAGUCAGAAUACAAGGAGCUGACCGGUGAACACAUUCCACAUAAACAGAUGGGACACAACCAUCUGGAGUCUCUGCUAGCGAGCAUGCCUUCUGUGGUUCGCAUGGAACCCGGCCGCUCUGGAGAGGUGCUGUAUUUUGCCUCAGUGGACAAAGAGAUGGCCCACAUUGCCAAGGUGAUGGCUCGCCAGCGGGGCUCCAAGAAGACUGGGCAACGCCACCUGGUCAACACGCAGAUGAGGGUCAAGCCAGCCGCCCUGCUCGUCCUAAAUGCAAAACCUCAAAACUCUCUGAGGCAGCCAAGCCACCGUGGACGAGGUGGAGGCAGAGGAGGAGGAGGUGGCAGUCGAGGUGCAGGGUAUGGAGACUUCAGACAAUCAAGGGAUGUGAGAGAUGGCCAGGCAGAGGGCAGAACAGGGGCGCAAUCACUAAAGAUCUCCAAUCAGAACACACCCUACAGGUCGGAGAAGAGGAUGGCACUCCCAUCGCGGUUUCAGAAGGAGGUACAGGCUCACCUUUCCAGAAAUUCCCGACAAAUCAGCCCACCCUCUCAUUUAAAUGAGAAUUCAGGCUCAUGCAAAGGAAAAGUUUACAACCCUCAAGAGGUUCAGAACUGUAUCAAGGAGAUCCUGGCCAAGUACAGCAAUGGAUUCUGGGUCUCAAAGCUGCCUCAGAUCUACAAAGAGCUCUAUAAACAAGACCUGCCCCCUGAGGCCAUCAAAGACCUAGAGACCUGGACGCACAUAUGCACUGUAGAGAGAACUUGCAGCAGUAACCCAUCAGAGCUGCUUCUCUACCCUGCCAAGGAGCAGACCACCAUAUCCUCCUCUUCACUAAUCCUCACCUCAAACCCCACUACAGGCCGUGUAUCUUCCAGCACACCCCCGGCAGACAAGCCCCCGCAGUCCAGUGUCCAACAGAGACCCCAACUGAGGCGCUCAGGCUCUCACCCUCCUCCAUCCCGGUCCUUGUCGUCCCCUAGUCCUCCCACUUCACCUGCCACCCUCAGCCCUGCGCUGAAGCAGAAGCUUGAAGAUCUGCUGCUGAAGUAUUCCAGUGGCCUGUGGGCCCAUGCGCUGCCCCAGCUAUUUCAGGACACCUAUAAAACUAAAAUGCCUGCACACGUCCUCGAGAACCUUCACCUCCUUUCCGACAUCUUCACCAUUGACUACCCGAUGCCUGACAACCCAAAGAGGGCCAUCCUGUACAGGAAGAGUAGCAUUGGAGGUGGACAAGAGGACGAGAACUGUAACAGGAGAGGCUCGUCGGCCAGUGAGGACGAGCAGAGAGUGAAGCAGGACGAUGGGACGAAAGUCCGUGAUCACUCAGUACCUUCCCUACAGAUCCCGAAAGAGGAGUAUCCCUCUGUGUUGGUGGUGGAAGCUGCAAACACAAAUGAAGUAGUUCUCAGAUACAUCGGUGAGAGCUAUUCGCAGGCACAGGAGUCCAUGGAAAAUGAAAUGAAGGAAUUUUACAGCCUGGACAAGAGCAAGCUGACACGUUUGUCGUCUCCAUCCCUGGGCCAACUUGUGGCUGUCAGGGCAGAGGAGGAGGAGGUUCUGAGGGCGCAGGUCUGCGAGGACAUGGCAGAUAAGGUUAAGGUGCACUUUGUGGACCAUGGCUUCUCAGAGGUCAUUAGCAAAGCCAAACUUUUUGAGUUGCAUGGGAAGUUUUUCAAACUCCCUUUCCAGUCAACCAAGUGCAAACUAGCAGGCCUGGAGCCUUUCUGCCUGGAGGCUGCUGUGCUGAAGAAAUUUGAGGUAAUGGCGUGCGGCCGGAUCCUCUUGGCAGAGAUCUUGGAAAGAGGGCAGACCCCUCUGGUAGUCCUGUAUGACACAUCGCAGGAUGACGACGUCAACAUCAACGCGGCCUGCAUGAAAGCCCUGCAGGACAAGACUCUGACCAGUCCAUUACAGGUUAACAGUGCUUACAUGAAUGUGACCGUCAGCAGCGUCUGUUCCGACGGCACAAUCUAUUGUCAGCUGCCCUCCAGAGGUCUCGCCAAGCUGAACGAAAUCCUGGAGAAUAUUGAGAAAUACUUCCACUCGCAGGUAACAUCAGAGUUCUUGGUGUCCAGACCAUUCUGCGGCAAAGGAUGUUUGGCUCGAUACAAAGGGAAAUGGUCCCGUGUUGAGAUUACCAAUCUGCAUGGAAGCAGAGUGUUAGACAUCCUCUUCAUCGAUGCGGGAGUCCAGACAUCCGUGGAGGUAUUUGAGCUCAGGGAGAUCCCGCAGAAAUUUCUCCGUGACCUCAUGGCCAUCCCACCACAGGCCGUCAAGUGUUGCCUGGCCGACCUGUCUGUCAGCAUCGGGUCUUGGACUCCAGACACUGUCCAAUGGCUUCGAGAGAAAGUGCUCAACACCACUGACUGCAGCAUGAAGGUGGCCAAGGUAGACGAAAGCAAGCAAUGUGUCUACGUUCACCUCUUCACUGACAAGAACUUUCAUGACCCAGCCCUUAGUCUCAACCAUCAGAUGGCCAAGUCUGACCUGUUUAAACAGCAACCUGAUGUUUUCCUGACAAGCCACAGUAGUCCCGUCAAGCUCUCCACACACACCGCACCCACCAAGACCUCCAGCAACAGUGACAUCACCAAUGGAAGUCCAAAGUCCACUUCGGUUGUGGCCAAGCCUCAUCUCAGAAGGGUUCUGUCAGGACCCAGCGUAGGCAGGAACACAAACUCCAGCAGCCCAUCUCAGACUCCACAACCUCCCUCGCUUUCUCUCCAGCUGCCACCACUGCUAGAGCUCCCCGCUGCAGGAAACAACAUAGAUGUGUACGUGUCGGUGGCGUGUCAUCCAGGCCACUUUGUGCUGCAGCCCUGGAGGGAUAUGUACAAACUGGUGGUGAUGAUGGGGGAGAUGAUCCUCUUUUAUAACCAAACUGAUAAAACACCCUUGAAUGUGGAGAAGAAUCAGAUAUACGCUGCUAAGGUGGAGAACAACUGGUAUCGGGUUUUAGUGAAGGGGGUUCUCACCAAUGGACUGGUGUCUGUGUAUGAGUUGGACUACGGUAAGCACGAGCUUGUUAGCUGCGCACAGCUCAGAGUUCUUGACAGGGAGUUUAGACAGCUACCCUUCCAGGGAAUCACCGCUCAACUGGCUGGAGUGAAGACGAGGCAAUGGUCUGAGGAAGCUUCCAUUGUCUUCAGGAAUCACGUGGAGAAGAAACCCCUCGUGGCCCAGUUGGAGGCCACACAGGAAGCCGCAAACCCAUGGGACAGGAAGUUGACGGUCUUCCUGGUCGAUACCUCACAGGAAGAAAGAGACAUCUGGGUGCAUGACAUCAUGGCAGACUUUGCUGAAGAGCUCGCCAGUGACAUGUAGAUGUAACAAUAGUAACAUUGUCAUCAAGGCACAAAGAGGCUUGGGCGGAAAUGAACAUGUCCAAAUAUCCACUCAAUGAUAGGAAAGGAAAAUAAUUGCCAAUAUUUGGAUCUGAAGUGGAAAAGUGAAGCAUCUUAUUUAACUGUCCUGCUCGCGUUAACAAUCCAGUGACAGUUAUUUACAUCUCUAGCAGCAUCUUUAACUCCUAUGAGCGUGUCAAGUUUUCACCAAAGCGGGCAAUAAUAACCCUGCCAAUGUGAGCUACAUGUUUGGUACACAAAUUGUGUAAGUCAUGCUAUGCACAUCUUUCCAAGUAGUAUGCAAAUAUUAUUUAAAGUGAAUGAUAAAAGCUAGCAUGUAGAUUUUUUUUUAAGUUCUUGUUGCACUUUCUACUUUUAAGUUUAAAACGUGAUAGACCUGGCAAAGCUCUAAGCUGCACUAACGGACCGGGUGCUAAUUUAUUAUUGAAAUUACUGUAUAUCACACCACUGUGCAUAUCAUAAGAUAUUAAGAGUUUUUAAAUAAAGCUAAUGAGGUAGAGAGUUUUGUGUGAGAUGUUUUUUUUAAGUUAACAGAGAAAACGGUUUGAAUUUCUUUAUUAAAAUAAAACAUGUUAUGCACUUUUUUUUUUACACAUCAGUUUGAUUUAUUUCCAUUUUAUCAUUCCUUCAUAAUUAGGCACACCGUAUAUUGCAUCUUGCGCUACAAACAGAAGUUGCAAUUAACAUGUAUUUACUGUGUGUGCAAUGGUUGAGGUUACAGGAGUGCUGGCCUCUGGACACUAACGGAUGGAGAGCAUCAUGACAAACUCUGAGGAGGAGAAUAGAGAUGACAACAGUGAGUUUAUAAAAAGGAAAAUGAACAUGGGUGAGCCAAAUUUCCCCAUUUUCACCUUCAAAGUCAAUGUUUCCGUCUGCAUUUAUGUCCAACUCCUUGAGAAUCUCCUCCAGCUCUCCUUUCUUCAGCUUCUCACCCAGUAGGGACUUGAUUGCCUCCUUCAUCUCAUCCUGGGUAAUCUUCCCGUCUCCAUCCAGGUCAAACUUUAAACAAACAAAAUGUUAGAAUACUACGUUUCUCAGUAGGUAAAGCACGGAAAUGAGGAUUACUGUCAGUCAUUCUCACUUGUAGGAAGGCUGACUGGAUCUCUUUGAGUCCCAGCAUGUCUGCAGUCUCCCCCAUCAUUCUGGGUCCCAUCAGUUCAAUAAAGUCCUCAAAGUCCAUUAACCCGCCCACUUUAGAGGGAAAAAACAUGAACUGCCAAUCAUAGACCACAGACCACACUUUGGACACCACUGAUGUAAGUGAACUCACUCCUCAUUUUGAUCUGCUGCACUAUCUCCAGCAGCUCCAUCUCUGUGGGCAUGUAUCCCAUGGUCCUCAUGCACUCUGCCACAUCCUUGUAGUUCAGGUAGCCAUCUUGGUCAUAGUCAAAUUCUUUGAAGGCCUCUUGCAGCUCUGUGAAAGGGUUAAAAAAAACAAACAAAAAAAACACUUGGAAGCAUUCCAGAGAGUGGAUUAGUUUGUUGACUUUAAUCUGUUUGUGAUGUAGGAGGCCACCCCCGCAACGCAAAUCACUCUCAAAAUGAAAGUUUUAAUUUUACUGUGAAUGCAUUUAAAUUGCAAUUGACUUACCAUCUAAUUCACCUUGUGCUAAUUCUCUGUCCUGUUGAAAAGAAACACAAUACAUUUAGAAACGUCAAAUUUCAAAAGGUUCUGUCGCAGAUGUUAUGUUAUUUACACAUGAAACUGUCCAGAAGUCACCUUUCACUGAUACUAACAAAGUGUGGCGUUAAGCUCCGGCUAACGAGGGACUAAUGCUGCACAUACAGGAGGUUGAGAGGGAUCAGCCAGUGUGGUGCUCGGCUUCACUAUGAUAUCUGACAUUAGUGCAUUAGCAUAUCAAGUUCAAAGCAUUUAAAAUAUCAGCCAUGUCUGUGUGCACACUGGACCUAAUUAACUACAUAUAGUGAUGAAAAAUCAUGUCAACGUUGUCUACUCACAGCUCCAAAAACACUGUUGAGCACAGAAUUGUAGACUUUGUUCAUGCUGUCUGUGUUUUUCUUGGACUUUUUGGAGGAUUUUUUUGGCGUCUCUGAUACCGAGCCUGAUGGAGACCCCUGAGAUGAGGCUGUUCCGCUUUUGCUGCACCAAACAUGGAAACAAAACUUGGUGAGUGCUCAAGGGCUUAUUUUAAAAUGAAAAAGUUUCAAAUGUACCCAUCUGUUGAAGUGGAGUCUGCAGAAGUUGUAGAAGAAGUUCUUUCUACUGCCUUGGACAUACUGUUGAUGACAAAGACAUGUACGGUAAGGACUAUGGACUGUUUUUCUUCUGUUCAGUUUCUUACCUUUUUGUGUCCCCCACAAGGUGAGAGAAGUAAUCGAGACACCGUCCAGAGUUGUUGUUCCUCUUCGCUUCGAUCUCUUCUGUUUGUCCUCUCCUCUUGACCUCCUUCCAUGGCAGAGGCUUAGCAGCAUCCAGCGCCCAGACCAUGGUGCCGGCUCACCGGAAGGUUCUUGUAGACGGCCCGGCUGUAUGGUAUGAAGCACAGGCCCAGCUGCAGAUGACGAGCCAGGCGGCAGUAGGCGGCCAGUGCCAAGACCAGCAGAGGGGUCACUAAGAGGAAGCCCACCACCAGAAGAGCCACGCAGCCCCCAUCAGUCAACAGGUCUGCCGUAAUCCUUCACUAAGCUGCUGUCACAUGAAGUCUCAUUAUGAGAGGUCAGAGGAACAUGGAGAAUCCAGACCAACCUGCACUCAUUAAAGGAGUUUUGGUUGUGGCUGAGGAUGUGCGGGAAGGAAGUGGUGUCACCGUGAGGAGGAGGAGGAGGAGGAAGAGGAUGACAACGACGAUGACUAGAAGAGAGGACAUACACAUUCAGUCAGGAGAUCUUCUUUCCCUUAGACACCAGUUGGUCACGUAGGAUCUGGAUGUGCUUCAUGGACUGCAACAGACAGUGUCUGCAAGAGACCAUCAAAGUGAUUUUGAGUGUUCGGGCCACAUUCCAAGACACGUGAAUCAUGGGGACGAUGGACUUCACCUUCUUGACUUCAUUCCACUCAAACCUCUCCAGGGCCAGCUGGUACUGGUGGCACACUCCUCACCGUUGAGCGGUCCCACAUUCCAGGCAAUGUUGUUGCACCAACCCACGGCCUGCACCCAGUGAACGGUCCCAGCAUUGAUCCACACCAAAUCUCCUGGCCUCUGGAUGAAACGGUACACUGGGAUUUUGGCGUUGUAGAGGUCCUCCAACACAGGCCACCAGGAGCCCGUCAAGGGGACUCACUUCUCACAGAAGUCAUUGAUGGCUUGCCAGUAGUUCUCAUGCACGGAGAACCACUCGCAGUCUCCAGGGCCAAUGUUGAUGUUCACUGAGCAAAAGUUGUUGUUCUCCUGGUGGCCUGUGCAGUGAACAAACAGCAUUCCAGUUGUUAAAGAUGUAGUAGCAAUGUGUGCAGAGGCUGACAUCCCACGAGAAAGGUUAGUCAGUUUGUUACCAAUAAAUAAAUGUGCUUUAUAAUUUGAGAUAGUAUAUAGUAGUAUAUUUGUUCGGGUCUAUAGCUUUUUAUACAAUUUUUACCUUUUCUAUCGUCAUAUAUUCUAAGGCCUAUCGCCCAAAGCUAGUUGGGUAUUAGCAGCAAUGCUAGUUGCCAUACAAACAGGUACGUGCCCCAUGAUGUCAGAAUAAAAAGCUGGCCAAUGGGAUGAGCUCACCUGGCGUUCUGCUGCCUGGAACCUUCAUGUAUAGCUGGACAGUGUUCAUGCCCAGGAUGGUGUGCCCCACGUGGCUCAGCAUGUUCCCACUGGAUGCCACGCGCAUGAACGCUGGCAGCUUCUGCAGCUCCUGCAGCUGGGGCUUCCACCUAAGAGACAGCAGUGCAACAUGCUACUGUCAUGUGACCGAUCAAUGUGACGUAAUCAGGUUGCUUUUUUUUUUUUUUACCUCUUAGGGUCUGAGAGGU
Molecule: messenger RNA, 7640 nt
Organism: Doryrhamphus excisus (bluestripe pipefish)
Lineage: Eukaryota; Metazoa; Chordata; Actinopteri; Syngnathiformes; Syngnathidae
Gene: tdrd7b
Product: tudor domain containing 7 b
Biological process (GO): spermatogenesis; P granule organization; piRNA processing
Cellular component (GO): P granule
Source: RefSeq, a predicted model, not a curated record